This is a messenger RNA of Macrosiphum euphorbiae (potato aphid), 2229 nucleotides long. NCBI's taxonomy places the organism in Eukaryota, Metazoa, Arthropoda, Insecta, Hemiptera, Aphididae. The record is from the annotation of a GenBank genome assembly.
AUGGAACUAAGUAAGGAAACAGGUGAAACUAUGGAAGUAGAAGAGCCAUCCAUUGUUAAUAAUAAUCAUAUUAAUAAAAAGAAACUGUCUAAAUCAAGUAUAUCAUCACCAGAACCUAAUGAUGUUAAGAACGAUUUGAGUAAUAAGAGGCAUAAGAAAUACAAUUUACGUAGUGAUGAAUUACAAUCUUUGGAAUCACAAGUUCCCGCUACUUUAGAACUUACUACUCCAAAAAUCAACCUUACCACUUCUAACAAUAGAAUACGCCAUGCUUCGAAUAAAAAACCAAAUGUUAAUAUCUGUGAUGAUAUUUAUAAACUGCCAUUUGAGUAUGGAUGGAAACGAGAAUUAGUGUACAGAAAAUCUACUAUUCUUAAUAGAAGUGGAAGUAGACGUGGUGAUGUAUACUAUCAUUCUCCAACUAACCAAAAACUUAGAUCAUUACGAGAAAUUCAGGAACAAUUGGACAUCUCAGCUGAUAAAAAUCUGACCAUAGAAAGUUUUACAUUUUUAAAACAACCAAUUGGCAUUAAUGAUCGAUCUAAAGAAAUUAUCAGAGAUGCAAAUUCAAAAUUAUCUAAAAAAGAAUCUUUUGUUGGUGUUGUGGUUAGACCUAAAAGAUCUGAGACACCUGUACACCGGCCAAAAUUUGAUUAUGAAUUGUCAGAUGAUGAAAACAACAAGUCUUUAAGUAAAAUGAAAAUAGUUCUUACUAAAGAAGGUAUUUCAGAAUCAAUGAAUACAUCUUCAUCUUCACCUGAAUACAUAUCUGAAAACGGCCAAGCUCUUCAAUCUAGUGCAUCACUAACCGUUUCUUCUACAAAACUUGAGGAAAUUGAUAUAAAUAACACACUAAUUAAAAGACGGAAUACUGAAAUGAAUGGUUCUUUAAAUGAAUUUGUAAAAAUGCAAUCAUUAAAUUACAUGGUUAAAGCAUUGGGACAUGUUUUUAAAUAUUUGAAAACACAUGAGCUGUUAUCAGCUUCUAGAGUAUGUAACACCUGGCAUUUAAUUGCAAUGAACAAAUACUUAUGGCAGAAUGUUCGUUUAAACAAUUCUAUGGUCUAUGACUGGGAUAGGUUUGUAGACUCAAUUAAUCAACAAAGAACUGAUAAAUUAGACACUAGAGGUAUGUUGAUACCCUCUAAAGUUGAAGACUUCGAAAGUUUUUGGAUACGAUUUGCAUAUGCAAUGAAAUCUGCUCAAAAGUUAAAAUUCAUUGAAUUGUAUAGAUGUCCUGUCCUUGUAGUUGAAGAUAUUAUUUACUCAUUACCUCAAAUUGAAGUACUUAAAGCGACUUCAAUAAUAAAUCCAAAUUUGACGAAUCAGACAAACAAUCUCAAUGAUUUAAUGUACCUAAACUUAAAUUAUUUGGGACAAAUGAAAAAGCUCACAGAGUUAAGACUAAAAGGUUUAACUGGAAUAAAAUUGACGGCAUUGCCAUCAUUUGAAAAUUUAAUAAAUUUGAAUACAUUUUCGUUAACCUCUAUUAAAGAAUUUCCAAAAGAGAACUAUCAGAGUUUGAAUACUAUUACUGAUAAUAUUGAGUUUUUUGAAAUUGGUGAUUGCGAAUGCUUAACAAAGGAUUUUGCCAUGUCACUAAAAAGAUUUGUCAAUUUGAAAACAUUGAGAUUAGAAAAUUGCUGUAAUGGAUGGGAUCAAUCUGCACAUGAUGUUUUUACUGUCAUUAGAGGUCUUGAAAAGCUCAAUGUUCUGGAAUUGGUAAACAUAGAAUUCUGUAAUUGUGUCGAAGAUGAAUUGGAAAAAUGUGAUGGUAUUAAAGGUUUACUGAUUAUUCCUGCUUAUGUGAACGGAGUAUGCCCAAUUGCUAUCCGUAACAGUCAAUCAGAAUGUCUCAAAAAACUGUCCAAGACAUUAACACACUUCGUUUGGGGAUUGACUCAUGAGUUAAUCCUUGAUACAGACUUAUUUCUAACUCAAUCUCAACAGAACCCACAUAAUAAUGGUUAUAAUUUAGAAUUAUCCCAUGCCAAAGGAACGACCAACAAUAUACCUAUACGCAGAACAAGAAAGCCCCUACAGCGACCAGGAGAUGAGGCUACUCCUGAAAAAGAAAAAGACAAGUCAGUUAUUGUUGAUAUAUAUACAGUUCGUGCUCUAGAGGAAUCGUUAGAUACUAUGAUGCCUGAUGUUAAGAUUAAGGUAAUUCAAGUUCCCUUUUCUGGAACAGGUAGCGCUUAUUUGAGUGAACAGUUUAACGAUCUUUAA